Messenger RNA from Saprolegnia diclina VS20, 2118 nucleotides. RefSeq lists its product as hypothetical. The transcript is spliced from 3 exons. Lineage: Eukaryota; Oomycota; Saprolegniomycetes; Saprolegniales; Saprolegniaceae. The coding region runs from base 1 to 2118 and encodes 705 amino acids. The record is from RefSeq and is a predicted model, not a curated record.
AUGUCCAAGAUGGAAAACCCGACGCUCGUGAUCGAAUCGUACGUCUCGUAUGAGUCGGGCGUCCAAGACGCACUUCUCACGAACACGAAGCUGAGGGAGAAGGUUUCCGAGAAGGAACGCUUCCUCACGGACAUGGGCGCUCGGCAGUGCAUGGAGACGCUCAAAUUCGUCGCCAAGAUGCUCGAGACCUCGGUCGUUGCGUCGCACGGCUUUUCGUGCCACACCAAGAUAGUCAACACUCUCGUUCGCUAUGUAACGCUUGUCGUGAACAUGGAGAUUGCCGCUCACGAGUUCCUCGAUGCGUGCUUGCAAGUGCUGAAGUCCUACAAGUGUGCAUUUGACACCCUCAUCCAGGGGAAACCUGACCACGCCAAGUUGUUGCUCCUCUCGAGCUCCGAGGUCGCGGGCCGCAUGGAGGCAAUCGCGGACAAUCUCGUGAAAACGUCCGAGGAGGCUAUGGACGACGCGCGAGCAAGCCUCGAUGAGACGACCCAAACCUCCUGCACCAUGAGCACGCAGAAGGAGAAGAAGACAACCGAGGGCGAGGAGCUGGCGCUCAAGAAGAAAUACCUUGAGGCAUAUGCAAGGGACUCCGAGGACGAUGUCGCGGCCGCCAAGAAUGCAGUGAAAGGGGCCGCAGUGAACUGCCGGGUGCAAGCACACGUCGUUGCCACAAACACGAGAACGACGUGGCUGUGGGGUUUCUACACCAGCGAGGCCACGCGCCAAGCCGAGCGCGAUAUGCACUACCUCGAGGGGGUCGAGAACAUAUUACGCGCCCGCUGGGUCGAAACUCUCGAGAAACAGCACGAGGUCAACCGGGGUAUUGCCGCCAUUGUGGCCAAGAUCGCGCGCCAUCGUGACGAAGGCAAGCCGUACGAGCAGGCUGUCACGGCACUCGAGUUGACGGUCAAGGCACUUGGCAGCAUCAAGACGAGUUUCGAAAAAGUACGUGCAUUUUGGACCAAGCUCAAGACCCGCUACGACGGAAUCGCCACAAACGGUGACACCAUCGACAUACUCUUCGAAGCAGAUGCUGUUGAAGACCCUGCCGAAUGCUACGACCUGAUGACAGACCACUGGCACGACUGGCUUGCGCUCACCAAGAUUAGCUACGAAGCCGUCAACGGUAUAGUAGGCGUCACGACAACAGUGCACGGCGUCAUGUCCGAUUUGCCCAACUCGCGGCAAGCGAGCGAGCGCCUACCAGGUCUCCUCAAGGAUCUCCUAGAGACCCUCGAGGAACACGAGGCGCAUAUCAAGCGUUCAAUGAAGGAACAGCAGCACUCAGCAACAAUGCCCACGAUGACGAACCGAACUCUCACGAUUGCAUCGUCCAAUUGCUACGAGACGGCCGUCCGCGUCGAGCCCUUCAAAGACACUGAGCUCAUGGAGAAGUGCAUGGAGACACUCAAAGAAGUCAACAAGUUGCUCGAGAUCGCAGCCACUGUGUCGCACAGCUCUUCGUGUCACGCCAAGAUCGUGGCCCUCCUCGGUGACUACCAGACGCUUGUCGUCGAAAUCGACACUGCCGCCGACGCGUUUCUUUGCGGCUGUAUGCAAGUGCUCAAGUCCUACAAGUUUGCAUUUGCCUUCCUUCACAAGGGAAAAUAUGACAAGACCAAGAAACUACUCGUCUCGACGUGCGCCGUCGCGGGCCGCUUGGGGGCAAUUGCGGGCGAGCUCGUGAAAGCGUCCGCGGAGGCUGUGAAAGACGCCCGGGUCAGCGUCGAAGUGACUUUCGCUUGGGCCAACAAAAUGAAAGACAAGGCAACGGUGAAUGAUGUGUCAUUGGAAGAAAUCUGCGAAUUUUGGUGGAAGCUCAAGAUCCACUUUGACGUCACCACCCAAAACGGUGACACCAUCGACAUGUUCGUCGACCCAGAUAUGCUUGAAGACCCAUAUUUUAUCGACGAGCUGACAAGCGUUUGGCACGACUGGCUUGCGCUCACCAAGAUCAGCUACGAACUCGUCCAAGGAAUGAAGGACGUCAAGACGACAAUGCACGACGUCAUGUCCGAUUUGCCCAGCUGGAAGCAAGCGAAAGAGCGCCUGCCACGUCUCUCCAAGGAUUUCGAAAAGCUUCUCGAGGCAAACAAUGCCCACCGUCUGACAUGA